AGAAGAUGGAGACUGAAGACUAAUGUACGGAGACUCAAAACAGACUGAAACAGAGUGACCCAACAAUCUGUGCCACUAACCUUGAAUAAACUCGGGCACUAAGAUGCCCAAAAGCGAUACCUGGCCAGGUGGCGUUGGAUUGGAGACGAUGACUGGCAUGGAUAGCGCUGGCAGCUGUGACAGCGUUCUCAGCGCCAAUUCUGGCUUUAGUGAUGAUAGUCUGGAGCACCUGUCUGCUGAAGAGAAGGCCUGUCUCAUGUUUUUGGAGGAGACUAUUGAGUCCUUGGAUACCGAGGAAGACAGUGGACUGUCCAAUGAUGAACCGGACCAACUGCCCAGCCCUGGCAACAUUGCUAACAAACUGGCAGACCUGUCAGCCUCCAUGAGCAAAGGUUCACAGAACCACGCAUCCAAGGAACCCACACAGGAAUUUGUUGACACCAGACCCAUGCUGAGCUACCUGGUUCCUACACCUCUUGUUGUGGCAAGCAGCUCUCCAUGUUCUGCACCAAAUGCAAAGACAGGUGCCGUUCCAGCCAAAAAGCUCAGCUUUAAGCCCCACUUCAUUCCUCCAAGCAACAAACCCAAACACAACCAGAAACCUGUCGCUCCCCAAGUACCUUUAGAGGUUAAUGUUGUGAUACCUCCUCCCACCAAACACAGGGACUACUCAGUUAGGAAAGCUGAAGGUUUACCUCCUCGAGGUCCUCUGUCCUAUGAGGCACUUGUUCAUCUGCGGAGGAGUGCCUCCACAAAGAAGACGCCACUCUGUCCCACCAUUGAUCACACUAUAGAGUUGGACAAGCACCUUCCUGUCACACUGGAAUGCCCAAACCACGAAAUUCCUCCAAGAACUGUCAGUUUCCACUCAGAGACUUAUAAGUCUAAGACUGGUCCCCCGGUUGUUGGUCCCAAACCCAAAAAGAUUCCCGCCAACAUAUCUGUGAAAGCACACAAUGAAGCAUCCGUAACCUCGAACUCUUCAUUCAAUAUCAAGAAUGCAUCAGAUCCCCAGGUCGUCAGACUGGAAGCUUUGCUGAAGCUGGGUCUCCUGAAAGACCAACAGCCAGAAAACGUGUCAGUAGCCCCACUGCCCCCCCUUAAAUCUCACUCCUCUCUGGACCCAACUCCCAACAGAUUCACAAGAGGUCCAUCUAAUGUUAAUCCAUCAAGAAGCCCAUCAUUUUGUCAUUCUCAGGUGCCCACAGAGCCUAAGAACAGGCCUCUGCAGAGCAGCGUCAGUUUCCACCACUACUCCAGACGUGAGGAUCCGAUACAACCUGUGCCUGUAUCAGAUCCCGCUCAAUCCAGUGUUUUGAAGGCAGCUGGUCUGGAGCGCUCUGCCACCCUAGACAACCACAGACAGGGUGGAAGCUGCCAGCCUGUGCUCCGCAAACCCUCAAACUCAGUGGGAUAUACGGUGAUGGUGGUGCCUGGGAUGGGAGCGGAUCACAAAGAAGCACUCAGAAAGCUUGGACUGCUCAAAGACUAAACCAGGUAAACAGCACAAGUCUGCCUGUGUAACGGCAGUGGCCCGAACGAGUUCAAGAGUACCGGCUUAAAGAGAGUUAGAGCACUAAGUGGGAACUUGGCACUUGGCACUUUGGCAAACUAAAUCAGAAGAGGAUGAAGAAGUGGAACAAUUUAAAGGGCAGGAACAGCACUUUUGACAGAGGUUUUAACACACAGGGAUGCACGUACUUGAGGGCAGUUGUUUUCCAACUGUUCUCCUGUUGGUUUCAAUCUGAAAAUGCACCUACCACAUUUCAAACCCCUGAGGCUCUAUGUGUUCGAUUGAAAUGUUAAUGUCAUUCCAUAUAAUCAGAAUCUCUUAUUAUUUUUGCUGUAACAAAUUUCAGUUAAGACUUGACAAGGCCCAAUAAUGGGCCGCUGAAUGUUUUAAAUACAUUUGUGCACACACACACGUUUAUGGCUCUAAGAAAUUGUCGAAAGUCAACAAUAGAAAGAGAUAUUGUAAUAACAUUUUAGAUAGUGAAGCAAGCCAUAUUAUAGCUUUCCAUUAAUCUUCUUCCUUCCUCAUUAUACUGCACAUAACAUGCUGCUCCACUUCUACUUAAAGGAAACAUCAACCCGAAUCAACAGACUUCUUCCAUGACGGAUUGUUUUAUAACUCACAGAUGUGCCUUUAAGUGGAUUGUCAAGUACAUUCCUCGGAGCGAAGCCUCGAAC
Anarrhichthys ocellatus (wolf-eel) is the source of this 2190-nucleotide messenger RNA. Its product is annotated as specifically androgen-regulated gene protein. The coding region runs from base 104 to 1492 and encodes 462 amino acids. The transcript has 4 exons. The record is from RefSeq and is a predicted model, not a curated record. NCBI's taxonomy places the organism in Eukaryota, Metazoa, Chordata, Actinopteri, Perciformes, Anarhichadidae.